Messenger RNA from Cotesia glomerata, 1434 nucleotides. RefSeq lists its product as uncharacterized. The record is from RefSeq and is a predicted model, not a curated record. Lineage: Eukaryota; Metazoa; Arthropoda; Insecta; Hymenoptera; Braconidae. The transcript is spliced from 4 exons. The coding region runs from base 767 to 1426 and encodes 219 amino acids.
UGAUUGUGCAAACUGACACUUUGCCCAAGAAAUCUGCUGAUAAAUAUACGCUAGUCUAUAAUACUUACAAAAAAUGGAAACAAAAAAAUAAAAGUGCUUUAUCUGAUUCUGAGGAAAAUAAUUUAAUUGUUUAAUUCAAAAGUCUAUCCACAAGAUUGUGUCCGUCUACUUUGUGGAGUGUUAAUUCUAUGUUAAAAUCGACGCUGAAUGCCAGAGAUAAUAUUGAUAUCAGUAAGUUUUAUAAAUUAAAGGGUCUAGUUAAAAAUAACGCCAAAGGUCAUAAGCCUAAGAAAUCUGCUGUCUUGACGUGGGACGAGGUUAUGUCAUUCAUAAAUAAUGCACCGGACUACACUCAUUUAGCCAAUAAAGUUGUGUUAAUCUUUGGCAUUUGUGGAGCUACCAGAUGCGAUGAAUUAAAAGAACUUCAAGUUGCUGAUAUUGAAGAAAUUGGCGGUAAAUACCUCGUUCCUAUCAACGAUUCAAAGAAUGGUCUACCUCGUAAAUUUUUAGUCGGACAACUUUUUUAUGAAAAAGUGAAAAAAUAUAUUUCAUUAAGGCCUUCAGAUUUUGGGAUUGAGAGAUUUUUCGUGCAAUUUUCAAACGGUAAAUGCUGCCGACAAGUAAUUGGGAGAAAUAAAAUAGGUCAAAUCCCAAAAAUUAUUGCUGAGUAUUUGAAGUUGACUAAUCCAUAGAAUUACACAUAACAGGACACUGCUUACGCAGGACAUCAGCUACAUUGAUAUCAAACUCUGGAGCAAAUGUAACAAUGUUGAAACAAUUAGGAGGAUGGAAAUCAGCUAAUAUAGCAGAAGGUUAUAUUGAGAACUCCUUGCUGAAUAGGCAGAAAAUCUUUGAUAAAAUCACACAUACAGUUAAAGUUGCUCUUCCGUCAGAUACAAAUCCGCAAACAUCUACAAGUGAAACUAAUUCUACUAAAACAGGAAGUUCAGUUCAAAAUCAUGAAUCUAUAUCAACAGAAACCGAUUGUGAUAAUUCGUUUGAUAACUUUUGCUUAGAUGAUGACACUUUGGCGGCAAUUGACAACUCAUUUGGAUCAGAAAAACCAGUAUCAUUAUUACCUUCCUUUACCUCGGCAAACAAUGAAAAAAUAAUCAUAAAUUCUGACGUUGAAACAGCUGAACCUUGUCAUUUUUUAAAAAAACCACCGAUCUCGGUUUUUUCUCAUGACAAAGAAAAUCAACCUCCAGAGAAAAAAAUGAGGGUCGAGCAAAUACGUAAUGCAAAUAGUAAUGUAAAAUCAGCAUCAACAUCAACUAAUUUUGUAACAAGUCAACAAAAAUUUAAAUCUAUAGAAGCGUUAUCAAGCAAAAAUCCAAACAUACGAUACGACAACUGUACAUUUCACGGAAAUAUAAUUAAUAACUUUUAUUUUUCUGAUGAUAAACUUCCUGAGCAAAAUAUAUAAUUUACUAU